AUGAAAAGUUCAAAAUGCUUUGAAAAAGGUAAUCCCCUGCUUCUUUCUGGGGCGAUUUUGGCGAUCCCGUUUUGCUUCAUUAUUUGUCGUUGUUGCUGCUUGCUUUUGUCUCCUAAUCUGCUGUUGCUUGAGAUUUUCUCUGUUUUGGUCGUAAGGGUAACUUACGUUGGAUGUACCUGUGCAUCAACCUUCAUUGGAAGUAAAGGGAUGGUAGGAACCAAUGAAAAAUCAGUUCAACUGAAAGUAUUUAUUGACAAAAACAAGAACAAGGUGAUGUUUGCAGAAGCAGAAGAAGACUUUGUGGAAACCCUCUUUAGUUUUUUCACUUUGCCUCUGGGAACAAUUGCAAAACUCUUGAGAAAGCAAGCAGACUUGAAGUAUACAAAAGUUGGAAGUCUGACUUCUCUCUAUGAAAGUGUGGUUAAUUUAAAUCCAAAAUAUUUCUCUAACGAGGAGUCUAAGGAUGUCUUUGUUAAUACAAGAAAUUCAUCAACUUAUUUUUGCGAGAGGCUUAAAAUAAAUUUAGAUCCAACGAAGCCCAAGUUUUUUAGUUAUCAAGGCGACACAGUGUUUGUCAAAAAGAAGGCUAAUUUCAUCAUUACUGACGAUCUAAAUGUAGCGCCUCUCAUGCUUGAUACAGGCAUCAUGUUCCUUAAGUCCCUUGGUGUCGAAAACAUUAAUUUGCUAGAAGAGCGAACUAUAUAUUUCGGUGUAGAAGAGUUCUUGAACCUCCUCAAGUGGUCAUUAUUUACGAAAAAUCCUUUGUCAAAUAUUGUGCUUGGGGGAAGUAAUUCAGCAUUGAUUUCGAGUAACACUACCAAGACUAAGACAGUGAAAUCACUAGUACAAGAAUCAAACAAGAAGAUAAUAUAUGCACAAGUCAAGAAGUUUUUCGUGGAACUUUUUUUCUGCAUAUUGUCCAUUGUGUUAUGUGCUUUCACACGUUUAACAAAGGACAAUUCAUCUCCAGUGGGUAAACGUGAUUCAGAUUUGUUUUUGGGUAACUCUGGUCAGACCCGGACAGUGAAAUUACUUAUACAGAAAUCAAAGAACAAGCUAUUGUGUGCACAAGUUGAGAAUCCUUUUGUGGAACUGCUUUUGAGCUUCCUAACAAUCCCAUUGGGUACUUACAUACGUUUAAUGAAGGAAAAGUCAUCUCCAUUGGGUAUAUAUAAUUUGUACAAUAGUAUUGCAUGUUUGGCAGAUGGAAAAUAUUUGAAAAGUGAAGAUUUGAAGACCAAGUUACUUUGUCCAGAGCGUGCUAUUGAUUAUUUCCAUUUAAACCACUGUCUAGUGUUAGACUAA
Molecule: messenger RNA, 1305 nt
Organism: Lactuca virosa
Lineage: Eukaryota; Viridiplantae; Streptophyta; Magnoliopsida; Asterales; Asteraceae
Source: the annotation of a GenBank genome assembly